CGCUACCCCGCUCGGACGUACGCCCCGCGCCGUCCACCACAGCGUCCUGCCACUGCGACCACGAUAUCGACUCGGCCGUGCGACGACGACGUGGCUGCGACUCCCUGCUAGCCUGCUGUCCUUGCUCCACCGCCUUCCCGACGAACGCCGCCGUGACGGUAGAGGCGGCCACCAGGACGCCGACGACGACGACGAGGCUCGGCGUGGAGGCGCCACGCGCGGAACGCGAAAAGCAACAAGUGCAGUGCUGGACGGCCGCGACACGGCGUCGCUCGACGAACUGAAGCUGAACGAGUUCUGCGACCGUGGCGCGCCCGGGCCCGGGCUGGCUAUGAAGAUGAGCAAGGUGGGCAACCAGACCAACUCGCAGGACCCGCAGGCCGUCAACUCGCGGGUCUUCGUGGGCAACCUCAACACCUUCCAGUGCUCCAAGGCCGAGGUGGAGCGCAUGUUCCAGCGCUACGGCCGCAUCGCAGGCAUCUCCAUGCACAAGGGCUACGCCUUCGUGCAGUUCGCCAACCCACUGGACGCCCGCAGCGCGUGCCUGGGCGAGGACAACCGCGUGGUGCUGGGACAGACUCUGGACGUGAACAUGGUUGCUGACCCCAAGCCUCAUCAGACUGGUAGGAAAAGGCAAAAUGUCGCCAAAACUGGAAAUGACUGGGAAUACUACUACGAUAGCUACUACUCCACCGCGCCCUUCGCCGCCGUGGCGCAGAGGCUGGCGCCGCCCCUCAAGAGGCCCAGGCUGAUCGCGGCGCCCAGCAGAUCGGCCAGCAAGAAGCAGGCGCAGCAGCAACAGCAGCAGCAACAACAACAACAGCAGCAGCAACAAACGGCGCAGCAGCAGCAGCAACAACAACAACAGGUGCAGCAGCAGGUCCAGCAAGCGCAGCAACAACAACAUUCGCCGCAGCAACAGCCACCGACGACGACGACGCCGACCACCGUGAGCGCGGCUGACCUCUCGCAGCUCAAGACGUACAGCAACCCCGACGUGCUCAUCUGCGGCAACUGCAGGGAGCUGUUCACCGACCUGGGCGAGUUGAUCGAGCACCGGAAGUCGCACUGCAAGCUGAGGUUCGCGUGCAAGUGCAAGUGCAGGGCCACCACCACGUCGCCUUCUCGCACGCGCAGGCGCUGGCUUCCUGUUCCGCCGUGCUGAGCGACGAGCACUCCGACGUGAGCGCGGCCGCCGUGCUGACCAACGGCUGGCACAAGGAGAACGGCACCCCCGCCAUGGUGUGAGGGCCGCCGAGGACGCCGCCGAGGACGCCGUCGAGGACGCCGGAGGCUACCUUCGAGACUUCCCUCUACACCACCUCCACCGCGACACUCACUCUCGGGGCGCUGCUGACAUACCAUUGGCUACGUAUUUAUCAUAACUUAGGGUACAUAUCAAGUAAGAACACGUCAAGUGUGACCACAAACGCCAUAUCAUUCAUUUAAUUAUGUUCCAUACUUAGUGGAAGCAUUGAGGAUUAUAUUAAUAAUUAAAGUUUGUCUAUAUAUAUUUUUGUCAGAAAUGUUAUAGGUUUAUUGCGUUGUAAAUUCUUUGUUCUUCUUGGAAGAAAAUGAAGACUUGUCGCCCUUGUUUUUAGUAAGGUAUUCUUGUGUCAUAAGGUGGCACACCUUAAUCUUUUCUUUUGUUGAUAUGUAAAGUUCUCCGUUGUCUCAAUAUUAUAUAUUUACUUGUUACUUCCAUAUUGUUUGCGUUAUUGUUGGUAAUUUUUCAAAUUUUUGGGAAUUUGCUGUGUUAGAUUGUCCGGGCUGUAAGCCAGGCUUUGCGUUACGGACUUUACUCAUUGUGCCUAUAUAGAAUCGCAUCUUGUAUUGAUCUAGAAAAAUCAACUUUAGAGCCCAUCGAAUAGAUGCUCACAACAUUCAUCCUUGUUUUCGGAGCGAACUGCUGAAGCGCAAACUUUGAGAAUAGUUCCUUUGUCUAGUCAUCAAACCACUUUUAACGAAGUAAAACGUGUGAUAUGUAGAUUAAGCUGCACAAUUUUCGUUACUAAAGUUCUACCAGGAUAAAAUUUUUAAAUUAUUUAUAGCUUUAUGAUGUUGAUAUAGUUAAAAUGUAUUGUUUAUGUUGCUUUCUUUUCUUUUUGCGUGAACACCUUUCAUUUGUAAAUGGAAUCAUGAAAUACAUAGAAAGUUUGUUAAA
Thrips palmi is the source of this 2164-nucleotide messenger RNA. Its product is annotated as heterogeneous nuclear ribonucleoprotein C-like. Gene Ontology annotation, molecular function: RNA binding. The record is from RefSeq and is a predicted model, not a curated record. Gene Ontology annotation, cellular component: nucleus. The coding region runs from base 332 to 1165 and encodes 277 amino acids. Lineage: Eukaryota; Metazoa; Arthropoda; Insecta; Thysanoptera; Thripidae. The transcript has 9 exons.